CCCGUUGACCUUAGUAUCGGAAUCAAAACGGUCCCGAAAUGCUGGCCAGAAGAUCAACUCUACUACAGUUCUAUUCCUACAGCAGUGAGCUUUGAACUCAUAACUUCUUGCCAGCCAUGUCGACAACAAACGCCAAGCGCAAGCGUGCGAGGAAGGCAUGCAUCCCUUGCCACCAGCGCAAGCGAAAAUGCGACAACGUGUAUCCUUGUGGCAUGUGCACCACAUACCAAUACAACUGCAGGUACACCGACGACAACACCGCUGGUACUAUGGGCGGCGGCGUACCUAUUCCGCCUCCAGCCAAGCGCGUCAGCCUCGACGGUGAAAGUCGUCUGACGGGUCGGGCCGGCGCGUCCCCGGGCAUCUUCGACGAGCAGAAGUUCAGAUACUCCGGGGCAUCAGCGGCCAUGGUAUUUCCGCACAUCCUGGGUGUGGCUCUCGGUUCCGACAGCCCUCCAAAGAUGCGGUCGUUCGCUUACAACUUUGGCAUUCGCCCCGAGGAGGCAUCCAGUGCUCACUGCUUUCUGGGAAAUCUCAUCUCGGAGGAAGACCUCGGCUCCUUCUCGGGUGCGUACUUCUCGGCUUUGAGCCCCAUCUGCGACGUGAUGGACCCCAGAAUCUACGCCCAGCGAUGCCGGGAUUAUUACCAUAGUUCGGGCAGCAACGCGGUCGCCUUUGCCGCGGUGGCCGCUGGUGUCGCUGCUCUCGGAUCGUUCCUAUCGCCCAACAGACACUCGCGGGAAUCUGACCUGGUGCAGUACGCCAAAGCGAUCCUCGAUGAUCCGGCCUCCAUACGUUUACAUGGCAUCGACCACAUCGUCGCAUGGGGCAUGCGGGUGCUCUACCUACGGGCAACGACCCGGCCCAGCAAUGCUUGGAUCGCUUCGUGCACGCAAAUGCACCUCUGUGAAGCGUUAGGGCUGCACGAGGAAGAGAACAUCAAGAAGAUAGCGUCCAUCGCUGGCGCCGCUGUCCUUGGACAUGAUGCGGACCGGCUGAGGAGAAUUUUCUGGAUCUCGUGGGCCGGGCAUAACAUGCUGUCCUAUGAAUACGAUCGUUCGCCUGUAGGAUUUCGGGCCGUGACUUGCCAGCCUAUCAUCUCGAUACCAGGGUCCGUUGCCGAUCAGUUCGUACAACUAAUCCAGAUCAUUCCAUCGCCCAAUUCUCCGUUCCAGCUCGAAUUGCAGCCUCCAACUUCGAGUGAGGAGGAGCUAUUCAAGCGUCUCAAAGCGCUGGAUGAGCUCCAAUUUACCCAUCCGUUUCUGGUCGUGACUAAGGCGGACAUUGCGUUUUGCUUCUAUCGACGCCUUUACCAGCUCAAGAUUCGCAUACCGGACGAUAUAAUUAAGCUCUUCAUUGACAGCGGCAACGCCGCAGUGGAGGCGGCUGAGCAGCAAGCUAGCCAGGGUCGUCUAUUCUGGAACGUCAUCGGCAGCGUCUUCCAGUAUACCUGCAUCCUGUUGGCCAUUGACACGCCGGCGGCCUCCGCCCACAUCGGCGCCGCAUUCAAGGGCUUGGAGAACCUUGUCAAGGCUGCAGAUACAGGACUGACGCGCGAGGCGUUGUCGAUGGCGCGGCACCUACUCGGCCUUAAUAUGGCAAAGAAGCGAAAGGAACUUGCUCAGCUGGAAGCUGUCGAGGCGGGCUAUGAAUUUUUUCAGGCACCGCCGGCAUCCGAGGCGAACAUCGCAGUUCCAGACGUGGAUUGGGAGGUGGACUGGGAUAAAUUCUUCAUCGAGCCAUAUUUACCCAUGCUCGGUCCUGACGUCCAGUUAUAGUG
Aspergillus ochraceoroseus IBT 24754 is the source of this 1780-nucleotide messenger RNA. RefSeq lists its product as uncharacterized. Gene Ontology annotation, biological process: response to xenobiotic stimulus; regulation of DNA-templated transcription. The transcript has a single exon. NCBI's taxonomy places the organism in Eukaryota, Fungi, Ascomycota, Eurotiomycetes, Eurotiales, Aspergillaceae. Bases 117 to 1778 code for a protein of 553 amino acids. Gene Ontology annotation, molecular function: DNA-binding transcription factor activity, RNA polymerase II-specific; zinc ion binding. The record is from RefSeq and is a predicted model, not a curated record.